AUGUCUCUCAACGGCGUCAACAACCCUGGUAGCGAAAACAGUGACAUCAACGGUAAAGCACCUCUGCGCGACCCUCCAGCCGCCCGAGCGGGCCAGAGCUUGGUGAAUGUUCAACCGGCUCGACUCUCUGACCUGCAGCCCCGGUAUGCCGCUGUGAUCAAGCACGGAGAUGACAACCCCGAUGCGCACGGGUGGUAUGCGCAACUAAUUCACGCCCUAGGCGAAUGUAUCGGCUUCUGUGGCGCGAUUCCUUGCUGUCUCUGCUGUCCCAACCCGUUCAAGCCUGUCGACCAGGGUGAAGUUGGCCUAGUCACCAGAUUCGGACGCUUUGAACGCGCCGUGGAUCCCGGUCUGGUCAAGGUCAACCCUCUGAGCGAGCAUCUGACCACGGUGGACGUGAAGAUUCAAAUAGUCGAAGUUCCUCGGCAGGUCUGCAUGACCAAAGACAACGUGACGCUGAACUUGACCUCCGUCAUUUACUACCAAGUGACCUCACCCCACAAGACUGCGUUCGGUAUCUCCAAUGUGAAGCAGGCCCUGGUGGAGCGCACUCAGACCACACUCCGCCAUGUGAUCGGGGCCCGCGUCCUGCAGGACGUGAUCGAGCGCCGGGAAGAGAUCGCCCAGUCGACGGCCGAGAUCAUUGAGGAGGUAGCCGCCGGCUGGGGUGUCCAAGUCGAGUCGAUGUUGAUCAAGGAUAUCAUUUUCAGCAAUGACCUGCAAGACUCACUCUCCAUGGCUGCGCAGUCGAAGCGAAUUGGUGAGAGCAAGGUGAUCGCGGCCCGCGCCGAGGUCGAGUCCGCCAAGUUGAUGCGUCAGGCUGCCGAUAUUCUCUCCUCCGCGCCAGCCAUGCAGAUCCGAUACCUCGAAGCCAUGCAGGCGAUGGCUAAGACAGCAAACAGCAAGGUCAUCUUCCUGCCCGCCACCAACCAAACCGUCCAGCAGCAGCUCGCCACCGCCGACGCUGCGGGUGAAGGCCCCAGCAACUACGGCACCAUCCAGAAUCGCCAGGACGAAGGGUUUGAACGUGCCAUGAAGGCUUCCGUCGUUGAAGACAUUUAG
Penicillium oxalicum is the source of this 1062-nucleotide messenger RNA. RefSeq names its product slipin family protein. Gene Ontology annotation, cellular component: plasma membrane. The transcript has 3 exons. Lineage: Eukaryota; Fungi; Ascomycota; Eurotiomycetes; Eurotiales; Aspergillaceae. The record is from RefSeq and is a predicted model, not a curated record. The coding region runs from base 1 to 1062 and encodes 353 amino acids.